This is a messenger RNA of Lingula anatina, 2127 nucleotides long. RefSeq lists its product as uncharacterized. Gene Ontology annotation, cellular component: nucleus. The record is from RefSeq and is a predicted model, not a curated record. Gene Ontology annotation, molecular function: 3'-5' exonuclease activity; nucleic acid binding. Gene Ontology annotation, biological process: rRNA processing. Lineage: Eukaryota; Metazoa; Brachiopoda; Lingulata; Lingulida; Lingulidae.
CCACAACGACAACCCACGACGACGUCACAACAUGGCUGCGCCCAGUGGCAAACACGCUCUGGCAGACUUUUAAUAUCAAAUGUGUGUUUAUUUUACUUAUUUGGACAAGAUAUUGCUUUUCAUCAUGACCACAAUGCCAAAAAAGAGAAAGCAUUCUGAACAACCAGAUGCAAUUAAUACCAAAAGACAAAAGAUCCAUAACAAAGGGAACAGUACCACUAAAAUAAAAUCAAAAUUGAAAGAUGCUCACAAGACUAAAAAGUUGACUCCAACUUCCAUAGAAGUGAAAGAACAGAGGACUAGCCUGCAGUUUGAAAAUAAAGGGCAAAACAGUUCUUUUAACAGCAAAUCACAUAUAGAUCACAUGAAUGUAAAGAAGAAAAAUCACAAGAAGACCUUUAAAACAAAUGUAAAAAAACAGCAGUCUUGUGAUAAAGCCACAUCUGAUUCAAGAGGCAGUUUAUUAACAAGUGAUUCAGUGAAGCACAAUACAGGCAUAGGAAAUGAAAAUGUGCAGAAGAAGGUUCAGGCAGGGACUAAUGUACAUUUGAAAAGAAAACUAAAACACAGAAGGAUGAAAUGGAAGAAGAAAAGAAGGGAAACGGAAGAGGUUAAAGAGACAAAAUUAAUUCAGCCAGUCAGCAGAGUUCCCAAAAAGGCACACCAGGCAUCUGCAAAUUGGAAACAGUUAGUAGCAAAAUUAGAAGUUGAAAAGAAGAAUGAUCCAAAUAGAAAAAAGAAAAAUAAAUUUGGAAAAAGACACACAAAGGGAGACAGAGAAAUGGGACAAGAAGGACAGGAACAGUCCAGCAAUAAGGAACCAGACAUAUGGUUUGAUGAUGUGGAUGAAAUCUUCCUGGAGGCAAACAGGGGAAAAGUAAGCAGCAGCAGUAAAAUUGAUCCUCUUGUAAAGCCAGAGUCGUACCAAGGGCUGACCAAAGUGCUGGCUAUGGACUGUGAGAUGGUGGGUGUUGGAGCUGGGGGCAAGGACAGUAUACUGGCCAGAGUGUCCAUUGUGAACCAGUAUGGACAGUGCGUACUAGACAAAUACGUCACCCCAACUGAGGAAGUGACGGACUACAGGACGGCAGUGAGUGGGAUCAGGAAGGAAGAUUUACUUCAGCAGGGAGAAGACUUUAAAUCAGUUCAAGAAGAUGUUGGCAAAAUCCUCAAAGGUCGAGUGGUAGUUGGCCAUGCCAUUAUGAAUGAUUUCAAGGUGCUCUACUUAGAUCAUCCUAAGAAGCAAAUCAGGGACACCUCCAGGUACAAACCCUUCAGAAAACUCUUUAAUGGGAAGACGCCCUCUCUUAAGAAGCUGACCGACAAGCUGUUAGGUGUCAAAGUGCAAGAAGGGGAACACAAUUCGGUUCAGGAUGCUCAAGCUGCCAUGCGAAUAUACACAAUGACCAGAAAACAGUGGGAACGAGACAUUAAGGAAAGGAAAAACGUACUCGGUAAAAUGCAGUGAAAUUCGCCAGCAUUAGUUUCACACAAAAAUCUAAGAAUGGAUAGGCGCUGGAUCAGCAAUGCCUUCAGCAAAAUGACACCUUGUAACAGAACAGAGGACGUCCUUGAAUGCUAUGUAUUGUAGAUGAAUAUAAAUGUGGCCUUGAGCAUAAUAAUCACUUAUGGACAUACAAAUCUGUUAUAAAGGCAAACCUGAUACCUCCACCCUCAUGGAAGUGUAUGGCAAAGAAUAAGACGCAUGUCUGUGAGGAGAGACACUGAAUGUCUUCAACUUACUGAUUGAUUUUUUGAAAGUAUUAUGUUAACUGCUAUAAAUCCCUUAAGUUGAGAUGGCAGACAUGGAGGUGUUUCCAUCUGUGAUCAUCUCAUAUGACCAAGACAUUGUUAGUCAAGUAAUAGAUCCAUGUAAGGUAAAAUUGAAUUUACUACCACUUACAUAAGUGAAGUAAUUUGUGGACAGAAUUGGUUUAUUCUUUUAAUGCAAUUUUAACAUAAGUGGGUUUUUAAGUGCGAUUAAUUCCACAUUUAUAAAGAAUUUUAUCAUCCACAUUACUUGGAAAUAUAAUUCAGAGAAAUUGUUUGAAUUUUUGAUUAAUAAGAAUUAAAAUGCCAAAUGGAUCUUCAUGUUGUGUCACUGGAAUAAAUAACAAGACAAAAAUA